ACAGUUUAUACAUGAACAGUAUCAAACUUGUUGAGAAUUAAAGAUGUUUUCUUCUCCAUUAUUUCAUUUCCUCUUACUUUUUCCUACUACACUAAUCUAUGCAUACUCCGAUCUUGACACUCUAUUGAAGCUCAAAGCCUCUUUGGUCGGACCGGGAAGCUCCGAGCUCGGUGAUUGGGUCGCCGGCAACUCCCAGGCGCACUGUUUUUUCUCCGGCAUUGCAUGCGAUCAGGAUUCACGAGUCAUUUCUAUAGCCAUUUCCGAUGUUCCGCUCCUGGGCUCCCUCCCGCCGGAGAUUGGACUGCUGGAUAGGCUUUUAAACUUGACUCUCGCCUCCGUCAACCUCACUGGUGCGCUUCCAUCGGAGAUGGCGAAACUCACGUCCAUUAAAGCCAUUACUAUCUCAAACAAUCUGUUCAGUGGCCAUUUCCCUGGAGAAAUCUUGGUCGGUAUGACUGAGCUUCAAGUGUUGGAUGUUUACAAUAACAACUUUUCCGGAAGACUUCCUCAUGAAUUGGUGAAGUUGAAGAAGCUGAAAGUUGUGAAUCUGGGAGCAAAUUACUUCACAGGAGAGAUACCGGAAAUAUACUCUAACAUUUCCAGUUUACACACUUUAAACUUACAAGUAAAUAGCCUCACCGGAACUAUACCGGCAAGCUUGGCGCAGCUUCAAAAUCUUCGUGAGCUCCGCCUUGGCCACUUCAAUACAUUUGAAAGUGGCAUUCCACCAGAAUUAGGCUCCAUCACCACACUUCAAAUGCUUGGUCUUAGCGAAUGCAACCUUUCUGGUGAAAUUCCUCCAAGUCUAGGGAAUCUACAACAGCUACGCACUCUGUUCUUGUACGGGAACAGCCUGACAGGUCAUAUUCCGCCGGAGCUCUCCGGUUUGGGGAGUUUGAUGAGUUUGGACCUUUCAGGCAAUAAUAUGAUGGGAGAAAUUCCUCAAAGUUUGGCUCAGUUGAAGAGCCUGACAUGGAUAAACUUAUCCAGAAACAAGUUCCAAGGCACAAUUCCGGAGUUCAUCGGUGAUCUACCCAAACUAGAGGUUUUACAGCUUUGGAACAACAAUUUCACAUCCGAGUUACCAGUAAACCUCGGACGAAACAGCCGAUUGAGGUGGCUGGACGUUGCGUCAAACCAAAUCAGCGGCAGAGUACCGGAAAAUUUGUGUAUGGGAGGGAAGCUGAGAGCACUAAUUCUCAUGGAAAACAAUUUUUCUGGACCGUUUCCUCAAGACCUGGGCGAGUGCAAGUCCUUGAAUGUGGUUCGUGUUGAGAAGAACUAUCUCAAUGGAACCAUCCCGCCUGGGUUCUUCAAUUUGCCGUUGCUUAAUCGACUUCAUCUCCAAGACAAUUACUUCUCCGGCGAGCUUCCGACCAAGAUGCUUGCCAAGAAUCUCACAGAUCUUGAUCUUCACAACAACAGGAUAAGUGGCCAGAUUCCUCCGGCAUUCGGAAAUUUAGAGAACCUCUGGAAGUUAUCCCUCCACUCCAACAGAUUCUCCGGGAAAAUUCCAAGUGAAAUUUCACAUUUGAAAAAGCUGGUGACCAUGGAUUUAAGCAGCAACAGUUUAACAGCUGAAAUUCCAGCCUCAAUUGCUCAGUGUACACAGCUGAAUUCCCUUGACGUGAGUGCAAAUAAUUUAACCGGAAGAAUUCCAAAGGAAAUCUCUUUUUUGGGGAGCUUGAAUGCACUCAACUUGUCCAGAAAUCUACUCACCGGUUCAAUUCCCAGUGAACUAGGGCUAAUGAAUAGUUUGACUGUCCUGGAUCUUUCUUUCAAUGAUUUUUCAGGCCUCAUACCCACCAAUGGACAGUUACGAAUUUUUGAUAACCGGUCUUUCUACGGGAAUCCAAGGCUCUUCUAUUCACCUCCAAGUUCAUCGCCAGUCAAUCACAACAACCAUUUUUGGACCAGAAAACGAAUACUCAUAAUUACUGUCUUGAUUUUGGGUACUGCAGCAUUUUUAUCUGCUGUUGCAUGGUUAAGGUGCAUUAUUGUUGCUCGAAGAGAAAAGAUUAGGAAAUCCAAUAAUGCUUGGAAACUUAGAGCAUUCAAGAAACUGGAAUAUAAAGUAGACGAUGUUGUUGAGUGUUUGAAAGAGGAAAACAUAAUUGGGCAAGGGGGAGCAGGGACAGUAUACAAAGGCUCCAUGCCCGAUGGUGUCAUCAUAGCAAUAAAGAGGCUAGACAGGCAAGGAAUUGGGCGUCGCGAUCUUGGUUUCUCUGCUGAAAUUAAAACAUUGGGGAGAAUCAGGCACCGACACAUUGUUAGCUUACUUGGUUAUGUAUCAAACAUAGAUACUAAUUUGUUGUUGUAUGAGUACAUGCCUAAUGGGAGCUUGUCGGAGAUAUUGCACGGGACGAAUGGGGCCAAUUUGCUUUGGGAGAUGCGGUUUCGAAUUGCGGUGGAAGCGGCAAAGGGGCUAUGUUACUUGCACCAUGAUUGCUCCCCUCCCAUCAUUCAUAGAGACAUAAAGUCUAAUAAUAUUUUACUCACUACCGAUUAUAUGGCUUGCAUUGCCGAUUUUGGACUGGCCAAAUCCUUCAACAACGUUGGAGUUUCCGAGUACAUGACAUCUUGUGUUGGCACAUUUGGUUACAUUGCACCAGAAUAUGCAAGAACUUUGAAAGCUAGCUUUAAAAGUGAUGUGUACAGCUUUGGAGUGGUGUUAUUAGAGCUAAUCACGGGCUAUAAGGCGUUGAUUAAAUUAGAUGACGAAGUGAUCAAUCUCGUAGAAUGGGUAAAAAUGAGCAUCUCAAAGCUAGAUCAACAAUCAAAUGAAGAUUGCAUCUUAGCUUUGGUAGAUUCAAGACUGAACGACUACUCAAUUACAAGUGUGAUUACCAUGUUUAAAAUUGCAAUGUUGUGUGUGAGGGAUGAGAGUGAUAGCAGACCAACUAUGAGAGAAGUUGUUCACUUCUUCACACUGCAUUCUCAUAUAUCCCACUAA
Molecule: messenger RNA, 2953 nt
Organism: Ipomoea triloba (trilobed morning glory)
Lineage: Eukaryota; Viridiplantae; Streptophyta; Magnoliopsida; Solanales; Convolvulaceae
Product: receptor protein kinase CLAVATA1-like
Exons: 2
Coding region: 44-2953 (969 amino acids)
Biological process (GO): protein phosphorylation
Molecular function (GO): protein kinase activity; protein binding; ATP binding
Source: RefSeq, a predicted model, not a curated record